Cryptomeria japonica (Japanese cedar) is the source of this 1447-nucleotide messenger RNA. RefSeq names its product geranylgeranyl pyrophosphate synthase 7, chloroplastic-like. Bases 109 to 1278 code for a protein of 389 amino acids. Gene Ontology annotation, biological process: isoprenoid biosynthetic process. The transcript has a single exon. The record is from RefSeq and is a predicted model, not a curated record. Gene Ontology annotation, molecular function: prenyltransferase activity. NCBI's taxonomy places the organism in Eukaryota, Viridiplantae, Streptophyta, Pinopsida, Cupressales, Cupressaceae.
CUUUGAUAGUUUCUUCUGCUCCUUGGGCACCUGUGUGUAGCAUUUGAAUUAUCUAGAUUUUGUUACUCAGAGAUUUUGUAAGAGCUGGUACAUAGUAAGUUAUAGAGGAUGGCUUACAUGACAAUAACAGCAAGUAGCCAGAGCCUGCGUUUCUUUAGCUUUUCUUCUUCUCAAGAAUGCAGGAGUGUGAGGAGUUGUUUCAAAUUGACACCUUUUAACAAUUGUCAUGGAGCAAAUUUGAAUUUGCCCUCACUGGGUACAUCUAAUGGUGAGAAUUAUUGGCAUCUGAAACUUGGGUCAUUGACAUACAAAAAGCAUUCAGUGUCCUCUAGAUCCGCAGGGACAGUGACCCAGUUGGUUACAGAGGAGGAGAAGAGGCAGACUGUUGAGUUUGAUUUCAACAAUUACAUGAAGUCCAAGGCUGAGGCAGUGGACAAGGCACUGGAUAAGGCAAUACCAGUUGAAUAUCCUGAAAAAUUACAUGAAUCAAUGAGGUAUUCUCUUCUAGCAGGAGGUAAGCGUGUGAGGCCUGCUCUUUGCAUUGCAGCAUGUGAACUCGUAGGAGGGACUCAGGAUCUGGCCAUGCCAACUGCCUGUGCAAUGGAGAUGAUUCAUACCAUGUCUCUGAUCCAUGAUGACUUACCUUGCAUGGACAAUGAUGAUUUCAGAAGAGGAAAGCCCACAAACCAUAAGGUCUUUGGUGAGAAUACUGCUGUUCUUGCAGGGGAUGCUCUUCUUUCUUUUGCAUUUGAGCAUAUUGCAGUGGCUACAAGCAAGACUGUUCCUAGUGAUAAGAUUUUGAGGGUGAUAUCAGAAUUGGGUAAGACAAUAGGCUCUCGAGGGCUUGUAGGAGGGCAAGUUGCUGAUAUUACCUGUGAGGGAGACUCUUCAGUUGAUCUUAAGACUCUGGAAUGGAUUCAUAUACACAAGACUGCUGUGCUCUUGGAAUGUUCAGUUGUGAGUGGAGGGAUUCUUGGUGGUGCUACAGAGGAGGAGAUUGAGAGAAUUAAGAGGUAUGCUCACUGUGUGGGACUUCUGUUUCAGGUAGUGGAUGACAUACUUGAUGUCACUAAAUCUUCAGAAGAAUUGGGUAAGACUGCAGGGAAGGACUUGCUUACUGAUAAGGCUACCUAUCCCAAGUUGAUGGGUCUGAAGAAAGCAAAAGAAUUUUCUGCAGAAUUGGCCAGCAGAGCCAAAAAAGAGUUAUCUUGUUUUGACCCAUUGAAGGCUGCACCUUUGUUGGGCCUUGCAGAUUACAUUGCAUUCAGGCAAAACUGAUCAACAGAAUUUUGAAAAUGUGCUGCUUUUCUUUUUUGGGUCUUGCAGAUUACAUUACAUUCAGACAGAACUGAUAAACAGAACUGUGAAAAUGUGCUGUUUUUCUUUUAAAUGGUCUAAAAAGUAGGAAAUAAAUUAUUUUGAGUUUGUAUGAUCUGAGGGUCAAUAU